AUGCAGGAGACCACUCCUUUAUUGGUAAUGAUCGCAAAUGGAAGUAAGAUGGUCAGCCAUUACAAGUGUAGUGAAUUUAAAUGGAAAAUAGGAGGUCACGAUUUUGCAGUGGACCUAAGGAUCCUCAGGUUAGGUGGAUGCCACAUCGUGCUGGGCGUGGAUUGGAUGAGGACGGUAAGUCCCCUCGUGUUUGACUUUAACACACUAGAAGUCACAUUUGAGAAAGAAGGCCAAAAAAUUACUCUGAAGGGUUGCACGGAGAUAGGGGACUACAAGCUAGUAACAGGCAAGAGACUGCAGAAACUAUUGGAUAAAAGGGGACCAUCAGUAGGGCAAUUACACUCCUUAUAUGCCCUGGAGAGCGACUACCGAAGAAGGGGUACUGCCCUUAUCAAGCUGAGAAAGGAGGACCAGCACACGGUCCCUUCACCCAAGCUCGGCCACACUCAGGUUCCCUACCGUGGUCUCCUACAGCCACUAGAGAUUCCCUCCCAAGCUUGGGAGCUGAUCUCUAUAGAUUUCAUUGAAGCUCUACCGAAGUUGGAAGGAUUUGACACUAUUCUGGUGAUAGUGGACCGCUUAACCAAGUACAUCCAUUUCCUUCUCCUUGCCCACCCUUUUACAGCUCCGGAAGUGGCUAGGAAAUUAAUGGAUGGCGUCUUUAAGAUACAUGGGGCACUGAAGGCUAUAGUUUCGGAUCGUGAUAAAAUUUUUACAAGCCAAUUCUGGAAGACCCUGUGUCAAGGACUAGGUAUCGGGCUGCAAAUGUCAUCUGCCUACCAUCCAGAAACCGAUGGUCAGAUAGAGCGCGUUAACCAGUGCUUGGAGACAUACCUCCGAUGCCUUUGUUUUACAAAUCCCAGAACCUGGAGUCGUUGGUUGCCCUUAGCUCAAUGGUGGUACAACACCAACUUCCAUACCGCUCAUAAACGAACACCAUUUGAGGCUUUAUUUGGCUAUGCUCCCCCGAUAAUUCCGGCUGUGUUACAUUACACUCCCGUCGAAAUCUCGGCUGACCACUAUCUACAUGCACGGCAAGAUGCACUUCAGAUAAUAAAGAGAGAACUCGGUCUGGCCCAAUAG
This is a messenger RNA of Diospyros lotus (date-plum), 1083 nucleotides long. RefSeq lists its product as uncharacterized. Bases 1 to 1083 code for a protein of 360 amino acids. NCBI's taxonomy places the organism in Eukaryota, Viridiplantae, Streptophyta, Magnoliopsida, Ericales, Ebenaceae. Gene Ontology annotation, molecular function: nucleic acid binding. The transcript has 2 exons. The record is from RefSeq and is a predicted model, not a curated record. Gene Ontology annotation, biological process: DNA integration.